GGCGAGCUCUGUCAGAUUAAAACCUCACAAGGGAUAGGUUGCAGCCGGCCGCACUGCACAGCAAAGGCACAGAGAGACUCGCAUUUAGCCAGUGCUACGGGAAGGUGUCACCUGUUCUUCAAGCACUAAAUAUUAUUAUUUUAAGCGAAGGGUUGAUAACCCCUUCUCUCAGCUUCCGCAACCACGGCAUUCAUGCAAAGUCUGUCAGGCUGGGAAUCGCGUUGCGACUCGCCAUGUUUCCAAACGGGUCAGACUUACACUAAUUUGAUGGAAGUGGCCAACUUCUACGAGUCGGACUGUUCCCUGAACAAGUUGCAGCGCGACCGUUCAAUGACAGAUCUGGGCAUCGGUGACAACGAGAGCGCCAUCGACUUCAGCCCUUACAUCGACCCGGCCACGGCACCGGCAGCAGGGGGCAACUUUGAGCUCAACGGCGACCUUUUGACGGAUAUUAUGUUGUCAGAAAACUACAAGAAGAAAUCGCUGCCCGACUACAACGCGUAUCUGUCGCUGAUGCGCAGCUCGGCGGCAGGAGGCCGGCACCAGGGCAGCAUUCUCAGCUGCACCCCGCAGUUCCUGGAGACGCGGCUGGAGCCCGUGUUCGAGCAAGCGUUGGAGUCGAAGGGCGGCGUGAAGCAGGAGUCGAGGGAGGAAGACGGGGCCAUGUCAGGCACGGCCGCCUCCUCGUCCUACGCCCGCCCGAUGCUGCAGUACCAAAGCGUGGCCAGCGGCAGCAACAGUAACCUGUCCACCUCGUCCCUGUCCUCCACUCCGCCCGCUAGUCCCAACUCGGCCGAUUCUGGCCGCGGCGCCGGCUCGGCGCUUCCCGGAGGCGGCAAGGGCAAGAGCAAGAAGUCGGUGGACAAGCACAGCGACGAGUACCGGCUGAGGAGGGAGAGGAACAACAUCGCGGUGAGGAAGAGCAGGGACAAGGCCAAGAUGAGGAACGUGGAGACACAGCACAAGGUGCUGGAGCUGAGCGCCGAGAACGAGCGGCUGCAGAACAGAGUGGAGCAGCUGAGCCGUGAACUGACCACUCUGAGGAACUUGUUCAAACAGCUCCCCGAACACACACUGCUCAGUGCAUCGGGCAACUGCUGACCGACCGCCAGCCCAUUAUUUAUAAACGCCUUUUACUAAAGGAAAUCAAGUGGAUAUUAUGACUUUUUGCAAAGAAGACAAUCGGCGGACUCUUUGUAUAUAAAGGAUUUUAUUAGUGUUUACAGCUCAUUUUCCGUAACCCGAGGUAGUGGCUCGUUUUAAAUGACCUCAACUCUGCGCUUGGAACUGGAGAGGGAGGGACAAAUGACUUUUAUUGAAAGAAGCAGUGGGCUUAAAUAUAUAUAUAUAUAUAUGUGUGUGUGUGUGUGAGUGUGUGUGUAUGUAAAACGAUGCCAGGCUUAUCUGUGACUUUGCUCGGUCGAAACACAUGAUGCAACUUGCCAAGUAUGAGAUGCAUUCGUAAUGGUCAGAUGUCGGAGGUUUCUUAUUACAGAUGUAUGUGGGGAUUUCAUCCCCAACACUAGGAAAUAGACCUAUUUCUUUAUCAACUCGCAUUUGUAUGCACAGAUUGGGCUUUUUGCUCCCUCUGAUACGCGUGAAAGCAUUAUUGUUGAUCUAUGAGAUUUGCUUUUUGUAUUUUGGAAAGAAGUAUUAUUUUGAUAAGGACAUGCCUGAACUGCCGUUUUGUAACCUUGCUCAGCGGUGGCGCCGCCGUUCUAAUCAAAGGCCACCUCGGUGCUGCUGUUGACUGACUUCAUCUCCUUUGGAUUUUAUACUCCUCUCCCCCUUUUUAUUAAAAAAAAAAAGAGCUCUAUAUUUCAGACGUAUUUGUCAAGGAGAGGAAAUGCCUUCAACAGAUUUUUUUUUUACAAACCAAGUCCAACGUUGAAAUGUUUUCAUAUCGAAUUGCGUCACUCCAGCAGUGACUCAGCAUGUAAGUGUUUCAGAGAACAUUUUAUUCUGUUCAGCACUUGAAUUGGGUACAAUGUUGGGGGAGGGGAGGGUGGUGGAAUAAAUGGUACAGAGUUAUUUACACUUUAGAAUUACGUGGUGAUUGUAGACUAAAACUGCAGUAUCUUCUUUCCAAACCAGUUUGGUAAAUUCCAAACCAGUUAAUGCCGGUACCCCGGGUGGAUGGAGACCAGGGAUAUGUGCACACUUUUACAAACUCUCACAAGCUGCAAAAGAUAAAACGAGGGAGUAAAAGUCCGAUUAAGGGACCAGCUUGUACGGUUUAAAGUUUAUUGUAAACUUUCAAAAUAACCUGGAAAUGGGAUACUACAGCAUUAAUCAACCUUGAUUGUGGGUCAGAGAAAUAACAGAUUAUUUUUUAAAGAUAAACAAUAUUGUAUUUAUUUUUCUUUUUGAAAAUUGAAUAAAAAUUGAAUUAAAAUCAAUUUUAGUGCA
Molecule: messenger RNA, 2409 nt
Organism: Amblyraja radiata (thorny skate)
Lineage: Eukaryota; Metazoa; Chordata; Chondrichthyes; Rajiformes; Rajidae
Product: CCAAT/enhancer-binding protein beta
Exons: 1
Coding region: 193-1101 (302 amino acids)
Biological process (GO): regulation of transcription by RNA polymerase II; DNA-templated transcription
Molecular function (GO): RNA polymerase II cis-regulatory region sequence-specific DNA binding; DNA-binding transcription factor activity, RNA polymerase II-specific
Source: RefSeq, a predicted model, not a curated record